AUGCCCAAUACAAAUGUUCUUCUCAUCAGACAUGCAGAAAAACUUACAUGGCACAAAGGGACAACGCCAGAAAUAGAUCAAAAGGCUGCAUACAUUGACAAUCACUGCCUCUCUGCAAAAGGUUAUGAAAGAGCACAUGCUCUAGUAUCAUAUUUCACCAACCGACAUGAAAUAGUUUCGCUUUAUGAGCAACGACCACUGGCUGCAGUGAUCUCGCAGGGCGUGGACGAUGGACCCGAUGCAUGGGGGAGAAGCAGACGACCUCUUGAAACGGUUGAGCCAUUGGUCAAGGCAUGGAACCUUGCAUGGCCAUCUGUUGCCAUGUCUGCUGUUGACAAUGCGUCCUGUACUACACAGACUUUGACUCCACAGCGCUUGCCAUUAAUUCAAGUUCUUAAAAAAGACUUUGCAAACUUGACUGCUAGUAUUAAAAAUGGCGAGUUUGAGGGAAAGACAGUCAUCAUUUCAUGGUCACAUCAGCAGCUUCCUCAGCUUGCUACUGCACUGGGUGUACCGGUAGAUCUGGUACCAAAUAAAUGGAAAGGCUCCAGAUUUGAUGUAACCUGGGUUGUUGGAAUGGAAGAGGGUAAGCCGAGCACCUUUUAUCAAAUGCCGCAGCGUCUUUUAUAUGGCGAUGAAGAUACAGUUUUGAAAUAA
Molecule: messenger RNA, 657 nt
Organism: Batrachochytrium dendrobatidis JAM81
Lineage: Eukaryota; Fungi; Chytridiomycota; Chytridiomycetes; Rhizophydiales
Exons: 1
Coding region: 1-657 (218 amino acids)
Source: RefSeq, a predicted model, not a curated record